This is a messenger RNA of Drosophila serrata, 1662 nucleotides long. RefSeq names its product Decapping enzyme, scavenger (gene Dcps). Gene Ontology annotation, cellular component: nucleus; P-body. Gene Ontology annotation, molecular function: RNA 7-methylguanosine cap binding; hydrolase activity. Gene Ontology annotation, biological process: deadenylation-dependent decapping of nuclear-transcribed mRNA. The record is from RefSeq and is a predicted model, not a curated record. Lineage: Eukaryota; Metazoa; Arthropoda; Insecta; Diptera; Drosophilidae.
UUCGAGAGUAAGAUUUUCGAAAUCGCUGCGGAUGAUUGAAGAAACCGGCCGCAUUUAGCCAACACUGGUCGAGAGCCGUAUCUUAGCACUUUUAACCACGGUCACACUGCGCCUCUGAAAAAGCCGCAAGAAAGUAAAUUCUUUUCUAUUAAUUAAUUCCAAAAAAAUAAGACAAAAAAUGCCGGAGCCUGCUGAGAAAAGCACAGUCAACUCGCCGACGUACGACUUGUCAAAGUUCCGGCUAAAGCGGAUACUUAGCAAUAACAGUGUUCGGAAAAGCAUUUCCUUGCUCGGCUCCUUCCCCGACCUUUCCGAAACGGACGACGCGAUUGUAGUUUUCGAGAAAAAUGCGUAUAGGGAAAGCGACGUCGCCACUCAGUCGCUCUCGGAGGAAUCGCCGAAGAAGCCGAGCUAUUUCACCGCAGACCUUAAGGUAGACACGGAGUUUGUCAACAACAUUUACGGCAGUUUUCAGGUUGUGCCCAGCAGAGAUCUAUGUGGAGUCAAAAGUACGGUCAUAUAUCCCGCCACGGACAAACACAUAGAAAAGUAUUCCAUUUGCCAAAAGUACCUUAUUCGAGAGACGCCAGACUUCUACGAAAGGAUAACUCUUCCAUACCUCUCCUCCAGCCAAUUCUCCUUAGAAUGGGUAUAUAACAUACUCGAGCACAAGCAGGAGACAGAGAGGAUCGUUUUCGAGGACAAAGAUCCGGAGACGGGCUUCAUCCUGCUGCCCGAUCUCAAGUGGGACGGGCGGAAUGUAGAGAACUUGUAUCUGCUGGGUAUUGUCCAUAAGCAUGGUCUAAAAUCACUUCGGGAUCUAAAUGCUAGUCACUUGGAUCUGCUGCGUAACCUGCGCCAGUCGGCAAAGGACGCCAUCUUCAACCGCUACGGCCUGAAUCCCAACCAGCUUCGCAUGUACAUCCACUAUCAGCCGUCCUUCUACCAUCUGCAUGUCCACAUUAAUCCAGUGCGAAACGACGCACCGGGAAUCUGGUGCGAGAAGUCUCACAUGCUGGACACAGUUAUCAACAACCUGGAGCUUCUACCGGAUUAUUAUCAGCGAGCCACUCUACCGUUCGUCCUUUACGAAGGCAACAAGCUCUUGGAGCUUUAUGAAAAGGAACAACCAGUUCGAAUGGUGCCAGCAGUGAGUGAAAGUGAGGAGCCUGCAGUGGUGGAUGGUUUUAGCGAUGACGAGCCAGAAGAGAGGCAGUGCAAGCGUAUUAAGUUGGCUACCACUCCGGAGCCAAAGGAGGUCGAGGCUCCAGCACAGGCGUGUGCUUAAACAUACAUUUACUCGGGGGUGCCAUAGAAAUCCCUUGAAUGCUGUAAAUCAGUGAUCGGCACCAAGAAUUGCAUUUGUAUGAGUAAAAAACUAAGUGAAGUUCAUGUGUGCGGCAAAGAAAAUUGCUGACCCGCCGCUUCGUCUCAAAAAUAUAAGUCCAAUUUUCGCCGCCUUGCGAAAGCGUACAAGGUUUCUAGUUCUUGAACCUAAUAUUACUAUAAAUUGAUAAAAAUGGAUGAUAAUUUUGACUUAAGCGUAGAGCGGGCAAUUAAAACCUUGACAUUUCUCAUCUUGUUGUUUUAAGGUCUUUGGUUAUAUGUACCCCCUACGGGUAGUUACAUAACUACUUAAAUACAUAACUACUUAAAUACCAA